Molecule: messenger RNA, 1484 nt
Organism: Gopherus flavomarginatus (Mexican gopher tortoise)
Lineage: Eukaryota; Metazoa; Chordata; Testudines; Testudinidae
Exons: 5
Coding region: 90-1484 (464 amino acids)
Source: RefSeq, a predicted model, not a curated record
ACAAACGGAAAGGAAACAGGGCGGUGCUUCCGCCUAGCAACGCGAGUGUUGCGGGCGUCGCUAAGGAGGGGAAGCCGCCGGUUCCGGACAUGGCGGAGCAAGCGCUGGGCGUGCGGGGCCGCGGCGCCCGGAUCAGAGAGAAGCCAAACAAAUUCCUGAGCAGCACCCAGAAAACUACUACUACUCACCAUCUGAGUCUCAAAGGACCGGAAAAGAGCCAGACACUGCACAGCAACUGGGAAGGAACUUCAUUAUUUAAAAAACAAACUGAAACUAGCUUGUCCCCAUAUAUAGAGAAGAGUCCCAGCAUUGACGACUUAGAAGAAAGUUUGCGGAAACUUAAAGUUCAGGUGGACAGCUUGGCCUCGAGUCUGAGUUUUGACCCUCAUCAAGAUUAUACCAUAGACUCUAGCACUACAGUCAACUUGAGCACCUUUAAUUCUGCAUGGCCAAGAGUUCCUAAUGGGACCUAUGGAGAGGCAGACAUCGGAGAUUCACCAAAGCCAUCUGCAGAGUCUGAGUGGUUUCUGAACCCAAGACAUCUAGUCAAACCACUGGGAGAGUAUCCAGCGCUAACAAGCUUGGGCCUUCCGACAUUCUCCACAUCACCCAUCAACCGUGUGCCAGGGCUCCUGGGGAGUGAGAUUGCAAGUCAGAACUAUGUGCCGUCACUGGAUCUUGCACAUACAGAGUCUUUCCCAGUGAAGCUUGGUGCUCCUCAUGUGAUUGGAGUCAGGUCAUUGUUGCCCCCUAAAAUCCCAAUGCAGGAUCGCUCUCCUGAAAGGUCCCUCUCCCUUGAUCGUUCUGGGACCAACCGAUCCCGUUCAUUCUCUCCGGCUCCCAAAAGAACCCGGUGGCUAAGGUCUCGCUCACAGUCACCUAGACCCAUCUGGAGACCAAAUUCUGCUAAGGCAAAUGCCUGUGCCCAGCCUCCACCACACUUUGGCAGGUCUAGGUACAGCAGAAAGAAAACAGCUUCAACCAGACAAUCACGAUCCAGAAUAUACAAACCAGGAGCCCUGGCUGCUAGGUCCUGUACUCCAGCGAGGAUGAAUAUAAGGGGACCACUGAGCUAUUCUUGGAGCCCUUACAGUCUGCCCUCCACUGCUGUAUCCUCACCAACGGCUCAGGAGAUUAAUGAACGGUUUUUGCAGACUCUUGCAGAAGGUGCUGUUGGGAGGUCCCUGAUAGAAAUGUCCCCGUAUCAGAAGGAGCUGGCUCGUCUCAGGCUGGAGCGUCUGCGUGUGGAGGAGGAAUGGUUAUUAGAACUAAAGAGGCAGCAAGAAUUGGAGCGAACUCGGGGUCCAAAACCAAAGUGGUAUGAGAUGAAAAACUCCCAGUUUCAUUAUGAAGCCCACAAGAAUAAUGAGUUGCUGAGGAACAGCCAGGACUUGCAGUCUGUCUAUAACUAUAGGCAGGAACUGGCAUCCAUGUCCAAGGAAUUCCAACAGCAUUUGAAACCUGCUCACCUGCACUCUCUCUAG